AUGACUUUCAACGCUCUUUUUACAACAGUGACCACGGCCCUACUGCUGCCUAUCCUCAUCGCUAUCAAAACUCUCUACUUCCACCCACUCUCUCGCUACAAUGGACCAACACUGUGGGCCAUCACCCGUCUCCCGUACAUGCUUGCCUUUCGAUCCGGAAAGCUAGCUCACAAGGUCAAACACUUCCAUGAAGUAUACGGUGAUACUGUCCGCGUGGCCCCCAAUGAGGUAUCCUUCAUCAACCCCAGCUGCGUCAAAGAUAUCUACAACCGUCGCCCGAGUUCCGAAUUUAAAUCGCUUCCUAAGGACCCCAUCCGUCAACCUCCACCGCAGCCGGGCCAACCGAUUUCUAUACUCGAAGCCGGAGACGAGGAUCAUGCACGAAUACGGAAAUCGUAUGCAUCUCUGUUCAGUAGCAAAGCCUUGGCCGCUCAGGAGCCCUUGGUAUCGUCGUACGUCCACAAGAUGAUAUCGCAGCUAAAACUUCAAACGGGUGAAUCCAAUACUACAGUGGUUGACCUCCAAACUUGGGUAAGCUAUUGUACGUUCGACAUCAUCUGUUCACUGAGUUUCGGGGAAGACUUUGGCUGCCUUGAAAACAACAGAUACCACGAAUGGGUCGGAAUGCUCGUCCACUCUUUAAAAGGAAGAGUGCAACUUGCGGCGUGCCGCUUCUACCCGUGGCUCUUCAGGCUUCUGCUCAAGAGGAUCCCUAAGUCAGCGAUGUCCCUGAUGGCGAAACAUCAAGCAACAACGCGUGAAAAGGUGGAUAGGCGGCUAAGCUCAACUGUCGACCGGCCGGACUUUCUCUCCCAUCUCCAGAACUCGAAACACCAGCUCUCGCAUGCUGAAAUCGUGACAAACUCAACUACGUUUGUUUUUGCGGGAAGCCAUACCCUACAAACUGCUAUCACCGGGAUUCUCUUUCAUUUGCUUCACAACCCUGAGAGUUUGGCAAAGGUAACAGAGGAAGUGCGUACCAGCUUUGCCACGACAGAGGAUAUUGGAUUUAGAAACCUGUCGAAGCUGCCUCUUCUAGAUGCUGCAAUCACGGAGGGCAUACGCCUUUCCUCACCAGUGCCAUUAGGAUUAACAAGACUCGUCCCGGAAGGAGGACACACCAUCAACGGCGAAUUCUUUCCUGCAGGGACCAUAGUCUCAUACAUGCAGUGGGCUGCCAAUCUCUCCGCUUCCAACUUUGCAGAUCCCACAUCCUUCCAUCUAGACCGCUGGCUUCACACUGAUCGCGGCCUCUUCGCGAACGACCGACGGGACGCGGUGCAGCCAUUUCUCCAGGGUCCGCGCGACUGCAUCGGGCAGAACCUCGCGAGGAUGGAGAUUUCCUUGAUCUUAGGCCACCUUCUUUACCAGUUUAAUCUCAGCCCCCCAACGGGAGAAGGACAUGCCGGGGUGCAAAGGUGGGAGGAUCAAGAGACGUACGCGGUUUGGGUGAAAUCACCGUUGCUGGUGAGACUGAGUGUGCGAUAA
Histoplasma capsulatum G186AR is the source of this 1488-nucleotide messenger RNA. RefSeq names its product benzoate 4-monooxygenase cytochrome P450. Lineage: Eukaryota; Fungi; Ascomycota; Eurotiomycetes; Onygenales; Ajellomycetaceae. Gene Ontology annotation, molecular function: iron ion binding; monooxygenase activity; oxidoreductase activity, acting on paired donors, with incorporation or reduction of molecular oxygen. The record is from RefSeq and is a predicted model, not a curated record. The transcript has 3 exons. The coding region runs from base 1 to 1488 and encodes 495 amino acids.